Messenger RNA from Pteronotus mesoamericanus, 411 nucleotides. RefSeq names its product trafficking protein particle complex subunit 6B-like. The record is from RefSeq and is a predicted model, not a curated record. Gene Ontology annotation, cellular component: TRAPP complex; cis-Golgi network; trans-Golgi network. The coding region runs from base 1 to 411 and encodes 136 amino acids. Gene Ontology annotation, biological process: endoplasmic reticulum to Golgi vesicle-mediated transport; regulation of GTPase activity. Lineage: Eukaryota; Metazoa; Chordata; Mammalia; Chiroptera; Mormoopidae. The transcript has a single exon.
AUGGUGUCAAGAAUGUACUACUCGGAGGAGCAGGGGGAGGUGGAAAACAGACGCAAUAUUACUGAGCUGGAAGACAUGGCGUUUCUAGUGGCACAAGAAUUGAUAGAAAGGUUUACAAAAGAUACCUCAGUGUUCAAGGAUGAGUUAGAUAUCAUGAAGUUUAUUUGUAAAGCUUUCUGGACUACAGUAUUCAAGAAACAAAUAGACAAUCUAAAGACAAAACAUCAGGACAUCUAUGUGCUUCAGGACAACAAAUUUCGUCUGCUUACUCAGCUGUCUGCAGGAAAAGAGUACUUAGAAUAUGCACGUAAGUAUUUAACAUUUACACAUGGCUUAAUCAGAGGUGGCUUAUCAAACCUAGGGAUAAAAAGUAUUUUAACAGUUGAAGUGUCUUCAAUUAAUGCCCGAUAG